AUGAACGGCUCGACCUCGUUUUAUCACAACGCUCGUUCACAGAGCUCACCGAUCUCAAGGGACGGAACCAAAAAUAACAACAGAGAUGAGUGGGAGGACUGGACCGACGAUGAGCCAUAUUCAGCGGUCGGGGUAGCUGACCUGCUGUUGGCACUCGACAAUGGCGAGAAUCCAGCCCCUUUGUCUACCGCUAGACCAAAGCACAAAGGCGCCAUGUCUCGCAAAUCCAGCUUUCUCUUGCCAGAUUCGACUUAUUCAGUGCAGAAGCCAACACGACUAAAGUCAAGGGCGAGGCAAAAGGCCCAAAACACCAAGGCUGGAAUCAAAGUCGUCACGGACAUGACCAAAUUUCGCACUAAGCAGCAACAACAAAACCAAAAACUAUCAGCUGAGGCCGAGUUGAGAAAAGGACAAUUUGCCGACCUCGCCGCACUGCAGGCUCUCGAGGGUGAUCAAAAUCAAUCUUCUGUUGGUAGCUGGCACUGGCUCAAGAAGAUGCAAAGCAAAAACGGCGCACCAAAGUCUCGAAUGGAUCAACUCAGAGCCGAGUCGAGCCCUACUCAAGACUUGUCACCGAGCGACCGCCCCAUCUUAAUUGGUCUCUCGUUUCCUCCUAAUCAAACCAACAUCAAAAAUUCUGCCUCUGGUGGCAGCGCUAUGGACCAUCCAUACAAUUGUCCGCCGCAAGCGCAGAAAUCCGUGUGGUCCCCUGAUACUCCGAGCUCUGCGGGUUCCCAGUUCCAAAACAACAGAUCUCGAGUAGCUUCUAGCAUGUACUCGCAGCCCGGUAACGGUGUCUAUGACUUGUCAAACGUACCGCCCGUACCUGCAGUACCUGUUGGGUACAAUGACAAGUCCAAGGUCAACCUGAUUGACAUCGAUGAUGACGACGAUAACUUCACCCCGGUGACUUUGUUCGAAGAGGACGGUAGCCCAUGCUUAUCGCGCAAACCCACCGCAAAAUCCAUCAAGCCCAAUACCAGAUCUCCCGUCACCACUGGCAACACAAGAUCGGGGUGGUGGGACCAUCUCCGAACGCCGUUCUUGGAACAGUCCAGCACGAAUCCUUUUGCGAGAUCUGAAUCUAAACCUGCGACACCAACUCAUCAACCAGAACCCGAGACGACUCGAGAUGAGUGGUGGGUUGUACAAGAUAAGAAAAGUGGCGGCCGCAAGCAGCCAGCUACCGCUACUGCAAUGAGCCCUUCCUCGUCAGCCGCCAACGAUGGCAGCACUCAGUCCGCGACUGUUGCUUCGUUCCAGAGUCCAUCCUCAUCGGCUGCAAAUGACGGCAGCAUGCAGAGUGUAUGGUCCCCCCAAGCUGCCAAAUUGAUAAGUCCAUCCUCGUCCGUCGCCAACGACGGCAGUACUCAGUCCGCAACGGUUGCCUCGUCCCAGAGCCCAUCCUCAUCUGCUGCAAAUGAUGGCAGCACACAGGGUGUGUGGUCUCCACACAUUGCUACAGUAAUGAACCCAUACUCAGCGGCCACCAAUAACGGCAGCGCACAAAGUGUAUGGUCCCCGCAGGCUUCCACGCUGAUAAGCCCAUCCUCAUCCGCCGCCAACGAUGGCAGCAUGCAAAGUGCCGCGACUUUAACCCCUGCUUCAUCCCUGGGGCCAGCUCCUGUAGCCCAAGCCACCAGAGCUCCUGCUCGCACAGGUCAGUCUCACGCUGAAAAGGGUAGGAUCCUCGCGGAGGAGAACGAAGCGCCGACCGAGCAGCCGCCACCUUACUCACCACCUGAGAGAAAAGGUCCCGUCCGCUACAUGGCCGUCUUCCCGCCAGGUCACGCACUUGCGGUGCCUCGCGUUCCCGACUCUCCUGGUCCUAUCUCUCCAGGCCUGGCAAACACCAUGACAUCUCAAGGUGCCAUCAACAUGACUGAAGUGCCCCUUACUCCACCUGCGAAUCAAACAAUUGCACCUCGCACCACGGUGCCCCUCCCAGACCGUCUGCCGGGUACCUACACGACGGGCGACCAGUUUCUCGCCAAUGCCGGCAAUUCUCCUGCGGCACGCAACGAGCGUCAGCGUCGCCGACAUGAGAAGGAAGAGGUUGUUGCACGCAAGGCUGGUGGCUUCUGGCGUGGUCGUGGCUGCAUUCCGGCUAAUGGCUGCUUUGGACGUACUGGACGCGAGGGCCGCAAGCGACGUCGGGUCUGCCUCGGUGUGUGCGGUGGCGCCAUUGCCGUGAUCAUCCUCAUCGUCGUUCUAGUUGUUGUGCUGCUGCGCAAAAGCACUGGGGCCGCCGCUGAACAAUCUAUUUGGCUCAACCUGACCAGCUUUCCGCCGACCCCAACGGGUGUAAUGACGGUAGUCGCACCUGACAACUCCCAGGAUAUUACAACAUGUGUGCAGCCUGCUACCCUAUGGAGUUGUGCACUGCCCAAGGAGCAGCAGGAGGCCAACAAGCCAUACGCGCCUGAGCAACCCGGGUUUGUCAUUCAGAUCCAGUUUGACAACAGCACACAGCAGUACUGGAACAUACCGGAUGGCCAGGUUCCUGUCAUCAAGCCACUCGGAGACACCAAAACAGCAAGGGAGGAUCCCUCAGGCGGCAACAAGAGGUUAUCGAGUCGUGCAACUGCCAGCGUUCUGUCACUUCUUCGACGCGAUGAGUCAAACCCCAACUUCACUCCCAAUCCACCAAUGCCCAGGUUCGAGGAGAUGUGGUUCCUAGGCAACUGGACAGAUGGCAUUCAGUCUCCUCGCAAAGCCGGCGAGGCUACUCCUUUCUACAUCAGCAUGCUCCCAUCCGCCAACGCAACGGCCGGGCCAAACAUGCUUGGCAGGCGCCAGUCUAAUGACGCGUCUCGAAAGAACCAGACCAACUUGACUCCAGACCUCGCAAGCCUGGUGCCCUUCCCGGACGUGAACCCGGAUGGCACCGCAAAGCCCGCGCAGCUCUUCCCGCACCCACGCCAGCAGCAACUGCGGCUGUUCGAUCGCGGCCUCGACACGGAACACUUUGGAUUCUACACAUACUUCAACAAGACGAUAUUUGUGCGAUCCAAGGAGGCGCUGGACAACGCCACCUCGCAGUUGGGCGACGUGCCCGUCGAUCGUAACGGAGGAGCCUCUCGCUCAGAGGCUCGCUAUGUUGCCGUCUGGGCAUACACGCGGCUACACGUGCAGAUCUGGACGCGGCGGUCCGGCACUGCCAGGCUACUGGGCCGCGACGGCCGCAACGUCCAGGGCCUCUCGGAAAAGGAGACACUGGAGCUGCGGAGGCCCGGGACGUUUCCAUACCCUAUUACGAUCAGCGAAGACACGCACGGCGGCGACCCGAACAAAAAGGGCACUUACACGUUCGAGCUGGACGACCGGGGCAGGCCACAGCGGGACAACGACAAGAUCUUCCUUCACCUGAAUCACAUGGACACUACGACGGCGCUGAUCAACCCUAGAGGGAAGAACUUUAACCCUAGCUUCGGGGGCAUCGACGGCGGGACCGGAGGUUGCAAGUGCGCGUGGUCCAACUUUGUUGGGACGAGUGGUAAUAUUUUCUAA
This is a messenger RNA of Pyricularia pennisetigena, 3510 nucleotides long. RefSeq lists its product as uncharacterized. NCBI's taxonomy places the organism in Eukaryota, Fungi, Ascomycota, Sordariomycetes, Magnaporthales, Pyriculariaceae. The record is from RefSeq and is a predicted model, not a curated record. Bases 1 to 3510 code for a protein of 1169 amino acids. The transcript has a single exon.